Molecule: messenger RNA, 1437 nt
Organism: Mesoplodon densirostris (Blainville's beaked whale)
Lineage: Eukaryota; Metazoa; Chordata; Mammalia; Artiodactyla; Ziphiidae
Product: dehydrogenase/reductase SDR family member 2, mitochondrial-like
Molecular function (GO): carbonyl reductase (NADPH) activity
Source: RefSeq, a predicted model, not a curated record
AUGGGGAUGGAGGAGGCUCUGCAGGGGAAAGGCGAGGGUGCGGAUGGGCAGAUGGGCAGAAGGGAGGGGGCAAGUUACUCACCAUGUGGACUGGGGCUCAGGCUGCCUCCCAGGCACAGCAUCCAUGGCAGGAUACCUCCACUCCCACCUCGCCCAGACAAGACAAGCCCCCUCCCCUUCCGGAGAGACUGCUCCAACGCGGAGAGCCCAGGUGGGGGAGCCGCAGGAGAGAGUCCCCUCUCUCCCCAGCCGGAGGAGCAGGCAGUGGGGGGUGCGCGAGCUGCAGGCUCCACGGCGGAGGGGCCCCUGAGCAGUGCUCAGGACGGACAGGAGCACACCAGGGCCUGGGUCCCCCGGGGCCUGUUCCGUCCCUGUGCUGGGCUUUCUGUGCAGCUGAGCAGCAGUGGGAUAGAACAAAAGGGCAUUCUGGCCAAUCAGGUAGCCGGGGUCACAGGGUCCACUGAUGGGAUCGGCUUCACCAUGGCUCAGCGUCUGGCCCAGGAUGGGCCCCAUGUGGUGGUCAGCAGCCGGAAGCAGCAGAACGUGGACUGAGCGGUGGCAGCGCUGCAGGAGGAGGGGCUGAGCACGAUGGGCACCAUGUGUCACAGGGGAAGGCAGAGACCAGGAGAGCUGGUGGCCACAGCCCUGGAGCAUUGUGGGGACGUCAACUCCCUGGUGUGCAACACUGGUGUCAACCCCCUGGUGGGGAGCACCCUGGGGGCCGGUAAGCAGGUGGGGGACAAGAUCCUGGACGUGAACGUGAUCCCGGCUGUGCUGUUGAGCCAGCUGCUGCCCCUCGUGGAGAAGAGGGGGGAGGGCAGGGAGGGCCCGUGGAGUUGGGGGGACUCGGCCUUGCUGUCCUCUACGCCAAGGGGACACUUGGGGAAGGAGCCCGCAGUGGAAUACCCCAAGGAGAGGAGGGGAGGCUCUGCAGUGCUCAUUGCCACUGCUGCUGUCUAUGUACCUCCACACAGCGAGUGGGGAGCUUUGGAAGGGGGCAGUGGAAUGGAUGCCAGGGUGUUGGGGAAGGCUGCCAUGGAUGGUUGUACAGGUUGUUCACUGUGCAAAGGCACCAGGUCCAGGGACAGGGACAAGUGGGAGCUGAAAUCCAGUCUAUGCUCUGCUCGCCAAGCCAUGCACCCUGGAGAGUACCACCAGCAAACUGCCCCACUGGGACUUACCAAGUCCUUGGCUGUGGAGCUGGCCCCAAAGGGCAUCCGGGUGCAUGGUGUGUCUCCAGGACUUGUCAAGACUGACUUCAGCCGAGUGCUAUUUGAGGACUCCGCCUUCUGGGAGCAUAUGAAGGGACUCCAUGAAACACAGAGAGUGGGGUGGCCUGAGGACUGUGUAUGACUGGUGUCCUUCCUGUGCUCUCCAGACGCCAGCUACAUCACUGGCGAGAUCAUCGUGGUAGCUGGCUUCUACUCCCACCUCUGA